GAAAGAGAGGACGGCGAGUAUCGAAGUUUCGAAUGCGCCCGACAAUCCCGACAUCGAUAGCUAGCCGCCGUCGCCGCGCUGCGGCAACGCCGCGACGCGUCCUCGCGACAGUACGAGGCCGACGCGCUCACGUGUUACAGAAAUCGUAGCGUAGACGAGACGAAUCAAGGGAAAAAGAGACAAGUAGGAACGAAAGAAAGGGGAGGGGAGAAUAGAGCGAGCGGGAGAGAAAUAUCAUCGUUACCAGAACUCGUCGUGACAAAUGCUGGAUAACAGAUAGAAAAAAAAAGACAGAACAAGGGGGGAGAGAGGGAGAGAGAGAGAGAGAGAGAGGGAAAACCGAAGCGCCGGUCGGAGUCAGACCGUCGGACGGUGGGGCGCAGGGCACGCUCUCUCGCGGUAUUUGCGCCAAGCGUCAGUAUCAAUAUGGCCGUUGACGUGAGCGCAGUGCGCGCAGAGACGUGGACGCGAUAGUAGCCUCGGUUCGAUCCCCCUAACAUGAGGUAUACUGCAGCCAGGAGGGACGCUUUUACGUAAUACCCGGAUAUAACAAACGGUACCCGGCACGUACCCGCAAAAUGAACUGCGCCGCGCCCGAGGCGGCCGCGACGGCAGCAGCCGUCGCGAGCGGCGAGCAGGUCGGUGCGGUACAAGAUAUCAAAAACGCAAUGUUUAACAAUGAAGAAGGGUCUAAACAAAACAGUGACGAUGCAAAAUCAACAACUGUAGAAUUAUUUCCAUGGGUCUCAGAAUUUAAAAAAAUGUGCAAAUGUAUGUACGCGAAAAAAAGUAUGGCUUCUUUGGCAGAGCUUAUGCAGUACUAUAUCAGAAAUGUAAGUAUCAGUGUGAAUGAAUGUUAUACAAAGCCUUUACGAGCAGCAAAGUUGAAGGAUUCCAUUAGUGAAACCUUACUUUUGUUCUUAUAUAUCUAUCGCGAGCUUUCUGAGGACCGUAAUAAAUCUAUUUACUUAAGUAAUAUGUCCGAUUUAUUGGCAUUGUAUAUAGAUAUGGAAUUAAAAGCUUCAAAAAAAAGUAAAGAAGGUCAUAACAGAAUUUGCACAAGACUUAUUUCUUGUCUUUAUGUAUAUUUAGAACAUUCCACAGAGCAUUUGUUAGAUACUUUGAUAAAAACACAAUGUAUGUGCCAGGGUUAUCAUCGUAUUUUAGACCCGAUAAUAACAAAAGUAAUUAAAAAUAUUCCAAAGCAUCCCAAAUCAAAUAUUAUGUAUAUUCGUUAUCUUCUUAUUUAUUGUCUUUGGAAAAAAAUAAAUAGCAAUUUAACCGCAAAAAGUGACAUUACUACAACCGCAAUUGCCUCUCUGGGAACACCACCAGCGGCUUUCCCACCAUGCGUGUUAAAAGAUAUAUUACCAAAAGUGCCAAAGUGUCAACCAAAAUAUUCAGCAAAAUAUCUGAUGCGGCGAAAAUUUGAUAUAAAAAAAUGCUGUGAAAAAUUUAUACAGUUCUGUAAAGAGAGCAGAGGAGAUACAUACCAACAACAAAGUGAAAAUCCAACAUGUCAGCAACAAAGUGAAAAUGCUACAAUUCCAAGCUCAUCCAAGAAGACUACUUCAUUGCUGGAAGUUACAUCACGCGAAAAUAAAAAUACAGAUUGUACUGAAAUUAAACUUGUUUCUUCAGAUAAAGAUGUAGAAAGUAAUUAUGUUGUGUCAAAUAAUUUAAAAUCUUUAAAUUUAACAGAACAAACAAAUGUUAAACCUUUAGGCACAAUUUCUACAAAUAUUUCUGUAACACGGACUAUCUCUAAAUCGGUGAAACCAAAAGUGCUUCCACGGAAGAAGGCUAAAAAAUCUAAUAAGAUUGUACUAAUCGAUCUUACAACUGACGUCGCUUUCGAACGAUGCAUAAAGAAAAGGAAAUUGAGAAAAGUUGCGUGGCUCGAAGAAGUUAAAAAGAACUUUGACGCGAAGUCGAUAAGAGCGUCACGGAAGAUUAAGAAACAACAAAAAGCGAAAAAUUCUUUGAAGAAAAUAACUAAUCAACAAUUGGAAGAUUCGCUUCAAUCUGUACAUGCCACAGAAAAUACAACUUUGAAGAAUGAUUCGAGUACAUCUACGAUACAGGACAUGAAGUUAAAUAACGAACAAAUAAAAUCCAUGCAUUUUGAUGCAAAACAUAACAAUAUAUCAGUCAAUGGUAAUAAUACAAUAUCUACAAAACAAUCGAUACAUACGAACAGCAGUGACAAAAAUGAAUCUGUCGACAUGCUGCACUGCACAGUUUCUUCUUCUGUAAUUGUUGAUAGACCACAGUUUAAUAAACCUAAAACUUCAAAAAAUUCAUUAUUGGAUAUUUCGAAUGACGUUAAUAAAGUUAGUAAAUGUCAUGAUGUUAAUAUUUUGGAAGCAAAGAAUAAUGAGAAAAUAAAUGAUAGGAAUAAUACACAGACUGUGAUUAAACGAUUGAUGGAAAAAGAUACUCCGCCUGAAAGUGAAACCCAUAAAAGAGUUGAAAGUUUAAGAAAAAUCUGUGAUUUAGGAACAGAGCACUCUAAAACUGUAAAUACUCCUUCGAUAUGUGCCCAAGAUAAUUCCAAAGAUGAAGAUAAUAGCUCUAAUCAUAAUACUAACUAUCUUACAACUAAAGAUAAAUUAUCCUCACAGGUAGCUUCAUCUCUGGAGCACUGCAAAAACAACACACAGAAUGAAACAAAUGAUGAAGAAACGGAAGAUUUUGGAAACAAUGAGAAAUGUGUGCAGGAAGAUAUCUGUGAAAUACAAUGUUUGAAAUCAACCACAGUUGAUAAUGAAUUAAGUAAAAAGAAAUUUGCAGUUUCUACGACAGUAGCUGAAACUCUUACUACAACAACUGUAAGUAGUGUGGAAAUAUUAAUAAAUGACGCAACAGAAUCUGAGCGAUUGCAACAAUCAUGCAUUAUUGAAAAUACAAGGCACUCACAGGAAUCUGAAUCUCAAGAUAAAUAUGUAUCAACAAGUCACGAUGUUGCAAAUAAUACUGUAAGUAUUAAUAUAACGAAUGGAGACCAUUCUAAUGUACAAACAGAUUUAAAAGUUGAUACUUGUGUCGAAGUAAGCGAUGACGUAAAGGAUAGCAGAUUUCCUAAUUGUAAAAUCAAAGAAACUAUUUUUGAAAAUCACACAGCUGAUAAGAAAAAUAUUUCUAAUAUCCUUGACAUGUCACUGUGUUCAAAAGAUGAAAAAGUCAAUGAUAUCGAUUCGAAAGCAGAUCAUAAAGAAAAUGUAGAAAUUGAAUCGAACAGGAAUUGUGGUAGAGAAUGUAAUAUAGGGGAAUUAGUAGAAAGAUCUUCUGUACUGUGCAAAAAAGUUGACCAAACGCAUGAUCAUAAAUUACCGAAAGAAUCAUACAAGAUAUCACAUAUGAAAAAUAUUCAGGAUUCAUCGGGGAAUAAAUGUAUCAUUCAAGAUUCAGAGUUACAUGAUAAUAUAGAUGGGCUUUCAUUAUUAGCCAAUGUUAUCGCAAGUCAGCAUGUAUCUCAUCUAAAAACUGAACGUGAUUUAAAAUAUGAACAAAUCAAAGUCAAGGAUUAUGCAUCGUUAAGAAAUUCUCCUAAUAAUCAAACUACGGAUGAUGAAGCUGAUGCCAAUGAUUCAUCGAAUACCGUUUCUCAAAUUUUGGAGAAUCCAUCCACUGAAGUCAUCAAUAGAAUAGUUGGGAUUUAUCCAGAAGAUGCAUUAGACAAAGUAGCGCUUCAUGUUGAAGUGACAUCGACAACUGAUCCCGAUGACCGCGAAAAUGAUUCAAGCAAUAGCGUUUCGCGUAUUGUUGAAACUACUCUCAAUUAUGAAACAGACACGAUAUCCAAUAAUUUAAGUAUGGUGGAAAACAAUGUGCAGUCAAUAAAGGAAAAUACGAACGUUAUAUUAAACGGUGAAACAGUCGUGCUCUUACAAAAGUCUCCCAAUAGUAAUUUAUACAUUAUUAAUAAAGCAGUGGAAAAUGCACGAGAUCAUAAUAGCGACGAUGAGAAUUGUCCAAUUAAAGAAAAGAGCUGGAUGAUUCCACCGGAAGAUUAUGCAUCGUUUGAAGUUGUUAAUACGUCAGAACAUAUUUCGUUUAAUUUGGAUCUACCGCAAUAUAAGGAAUUAUCGUACCAAGAAAAUAAAUAUUCCGUCGGAAGAAAUAAAGGUAUAAAAAUCGAGCCUGAGGAGGAAAGCAGCUUAAUGAAUAUCACAGAAAUGAAAUCUUACGGUAAGAAAGGUUCAUUAUCAGCCGACGUGUUACCUGCGACGUCGCAAAUCUAUCAGGACACGAACGUUGCGAAUGUUAGCAUCAGCAAGUCAGUCGAUAAACGAAAAUCCAAAUCCAUUCUUACUUAUAGACAGAACAUUAAGCAAGAGUUCAGCAAUCAUAUUACGCCUAAUUGUGGAAUACAAGGGUGCAACGGAAUACAUUCGCAUCCGCAUGAAGUAAUUGACCCGCAACAUUCGUUACAUAUUCCGGUCAGUCAUCCCACGACAAUAUCUUCGAUUUACGGGAACUGCGCUGCCGGCACAGAUCUGUGUAUGCCGUAUCACAAGCAUUGCACCUCCGUGUCGUGUAGUUUACAAAUUAAUUCUACUACUUCGCUCCAUUCCCACACGAAGUCCGCAAAUUCAUGCGGGAGAUCACACUGCUCAUGUCUAAAUUGUACGUAUGACAUAGUCACGCAUUGUAGACAGUGUAUACACCCGGCCACAGACUCCCACGUGUCUUGCAUUGAAAGUAAUUCUUAUUUUUUGCCCACACAUUCAUCAGUACAAACAUCCGCCGUCCAAGAGCAUGAUAGGACAAAAAGCGAAGCGGUAAUAAGUAAAUUAUACGAUGAUCAAAUAUUGCGUAAAAGAGUACUACAAAAUAAUACGUUGGAAAAGCUGGAUAUGCCGCGCGAGUCAGAGAAGUUAUUUAAGAAAGAUAUCGAGAACACGUUGCCGUUGAAAAAGAGAUUGAAAGCUCAUGCCAUGAUGUCAAUGGCAUAUGAGAAGGUACCUAUCAAGACAGAGAAAUUGGAUAACUAUCCUGGAAUUCCCAUGAUGUCCAUAGCGGCCAUAGAAAAGAUAAAUGGUACACAGAAACAUCCCACGCAAAUCAUUAAGUCAUAUGAAUUAUCCUCUAAUGAAGAGGAUAAUCCACACGGCAGCUAUCACUUCAAUUCGAAUAUAAUGCGAAGGGAUUACUACAAAGAUAUCCACAUUUCUAAUACACAUAAUCUUACGAAAGAAAGUACAAGAAAUCACGAGCGUCAGUUUCGACCAAAUGGUGAGCAGCCUAAUGCAGUGUGCCUAGAAAGUUGUCAGGACAGGACACCUGCGCAGCGCAGAGACGUCACAAAUUCAACAUCUCUGAAACAUACAACAACGGAGACGAUCGAACAGGAUAGCGCGUGUAAAAAGGCGAAAAAAACGCAGUCGUCUAUUAGACAAACGAGAAGCUCAAAAAGAAACGUUCCUAAGGUAAAUUAUUGUUACACCGAUGUUGAUCCAGAAUGGAAUCCGUCCGGUGAGUCAAAACGAAGACGUAAGAAGACUAGUCGAUGAUCAAUACUAUUUCAUUACGAGAAGUCACUGCUGUAAAAAUGAAAGAGAAAAUGGAAAUAACCUGUAUAAAGGACAAAUGUGUUCUUCAAGCUGUGGCACUGUAAAUCUGUGUAAAUAUAUGUACAAAACGGAAGCGAAAAAUAACUCGUCCUAGAAGAUUUAGAAAUAGAUCGUUCAGCAGCGUGUUCAAGAUUAGCGUCAGCGAAGAAUUACAUUAGCUAUAUAUAGAAGACAUCUGCAUAAAAUAUUUUUGAUGUUUGGUUAGAUAUCGCUAGAAGCAAGUUGUAGAGAAUUUUAUUCCGUUAAAUCAUAGUUUAGACGUUCUUAGUUGUGACAGUAAGCGUCGACAUUUUUGUUGCGAUCACAUGAUUUAUUGUC
Molecule: messenger RNA, 5894 nt
Organism: Trachymyrmex septentrionalis
Lineage: Eukaryota; Metazoa; Arthropoda; Insecta; Hymenoptera; Formicidae
Exons: 7
Coding region: 579-5516 (1645 amino acids)
Source: RefSeq, a predicted model, not a curated record